CGUUCUAUAUGACCAAUGGUUGCUUUAGCACGCGUAUAUAAAGCACCAGGUCGCACACGCAGACGGCAGACUGUCUGCAUCCCCUUGAAACCUCAUUCACGAUCCCUCUCCCCCCUCAGGAUGAGGACCCUAUACUUAUUGCUACUGGCCACCUGCGCCUUCGCUGCUGAUAUCGUCGACCCCAAGGACUGCAAAGAGUUCCCAUGUCUCAUUUUCAACGAUGAAUUCGAUUUCUUGGACCACGACGUCUGGGAGCACGAAGUGACAAUGUCUGGCGGUGGGAACUGGGAGUUCCAAGUGUACGUCAACAACCGUAGCAUCAGCUAUGCCAGGGACUCCACUCUCUUCAUCAGACCUGGUUUGGUCUCCGAAUGGAAAGGCGAGUCCUUCCUCACCAGUGGAAACCUGAACCUCUGGGGGAUGAAUGGCCGGGGUGACGUCUGCACCGGGAACGCUUACUGGGGCUGCGAUCGAACUGGCACUGCCGAUAACCUUAUUAACCCAAUCAUGAGUGCCAGACUCAGGACCAUGUCUGAUUUUGCCUUCAAGUACGGACGAAUCGAAGUUCGUGCAAAGAUGCCAAGAGGAGACUGGUUGUGGCCAGCUGUUUGGAUGUUACCCAGGAACUGGCCCUAUGGUCUCUGGCCUGCCAGCGGAGAGAUUGACAUCGUCGAAUCCAGGGGCAACGACGACUAUGGCGAUUUGGGCAACCAAUUCGGAGGAACCACAAUGCACUGGGGACCUUUCUGGCCACUCAACAAAUACGACUUGACUCAUGUGGAGUACAAGGCCAGUGAUGGUUCCUUCGCCAACAGCUUCCAUACCUGGAGAGUGGACUGGACGAAGGACAAGAUAGAGGCUUACGUGGAUGACGUCCUCAUGAUGACAGCUGACCCCGGAACCAGCUUCUGGGAUUUCGGAGGCUUCGGUGACGGUAUUGACAACAUCUGGAAUUCUGGGGAUAAAAUGGCACCUUUCGACCAAAAGUUCUACGUCAUCCUCAACUUGGCCGUCGGAGGAACCGGUGGCUUCUUCCCCGAUGGGAUUCUGGACCCCAAACCUUGGUCCAACACCUCACCCACUGCUUUCAAAGAUUUCUGGAGUGCCCGUGCAGACUGGCUGCCCACCUGGCAACAAGGGGAGUCCAGAAUCAGCGAAAAGGCCGCGCUCCAGGUCGAUUACGUGAAGGUCUGGAAAAUGGAAAGCGCGGAGCAGUAGCACUACUAAACCUCCUUCAUCUCUAAAGCUUUCCCUUAAGCAGAGUAAAGUUAAACAAAUAAUUCUUAGCGGGAAAUGUUAGCAAACUGAAGAACGGGUGAUUGCUGGAAAUCAGUCUGUAUAAAGAUGGUUCUGUCACCAGCAAAGGCGAGUUGCCUCAUUCGUAAUAACCAAUAUGAUGUUGUUUUUGUUAUUUCACUGAUGAAAAAUUAGCACUA
This is a messenger RNA of Macrobrachium nipponense, 1436 nucleotides long. Its product is annotated as beta-1,3-glucan-binding protein-like. NCBI's taxonomy places the organism in Eukaryota, Metazoa, Arthropoda, Malacostraca, Decapoda, Palaemonidae. The record is from RefSeq and is a predicted model, not a curated record. Gene Ontology annotation, biological process: carbohydrate metabolic process. Gene Ontology annotation, molecular function: hydrolase activity, hydrolyzing O-glycosyl compounds.